Messenger RNA from Sinocyclocheilus grahami, 1762 nucleotides. RefSeq lists its product as uncharacterized. The record is from RefSeq and is a predicted model, not a curated record. The transcript has 7 exons. Lineage: Eukaryota; Metazoa; Chordata; Actinopteri; Cypriniformes; Cyprinidae. Bases 35 to 1762 code for a protein of 575 amino acids. Gene Ontology annotation, molecular function: GTP binding; protein binding.
CAGAACUGAGGCCACAACUAUCUUCUUCAGAAACAUGUCUGAUGGCAUUAUAGAACUGGCUUGUCUUGGCCGACCAUUUCAGUUGGGAAUGCUGUAUGACUGCAGGAGCGAUGCUCUCAUUCCAGGUAAUACAACCACAAUAAAUCAAGAAAAGAUACCUUUAAUAUCAAUAGAGGGUCAGGCAUCUUUGAAAAUGAAUGAAAUGGAACAAGAGAAAAUGAACAAGUUCAGCUGCACUUUUCAUGGCGAUUUUGCCCUGGACAACAAUCCAGUCUCCUAUGUAGAUGCCAUCAAAGUGUACUCGGAGCUACCAAAACUGUUGGGAGAACAUGGAGAGAAUGCCGUGCCCAUGACCGUGUGGCUUUACCCUCUGAAAAAACUAGAUUCGGCAGCUGCUCAGUUAGUCAGGGAGAUCAGUGUUAGCCUGAGUCUGACAAGUGACACAACAUCAUUCUCCAGGACUCAUCCAUGUGCUCCUCCUGGAGUACCUACCGUAAAACAAGUAGCAUCUGACUCAGCAACUUUAGUCUGGGAUGUUCCUGCAUCUGUGGGUGAGGGAGUUCUGAUCACUGGAUACGUGUUGGAAUCCAGAGAAUGCACAAAGGAACAUGAAAAUGAAAAGCCGUGGAAGUCUGUGAAAUCUACAAACAGGGAGUGCAUUCUUCAUGAACUGAAAAGAGAGACAGAUUACACAGUCAGAGUUUCGGCAAUUUGUGUUAAUGAUGAAAUGAGUCUCCCCAGCUCAGAAACAGUGCUUUCUGCAUGUUUGAAGAGUAAACAUUCAGAAGUGGUUGGAAGUGGGCUGUUCAAAAAUCAAUCUUCAUGUAUAAACAAGGGGAAUCCUUCCAUUUAUAGACUGAAUCUAUACCAAAAAAUGAAAGAGAAUAAUUUUAAUCAGUAUGUCUUUGGAAGAAAAGUGGAGGAUGUGAAAAACAAAGUAAUUCUUCUGCUGGGAUCAACAGGUGCAGGAAAAACCACACUCAUCAAUGUGAUGGUCAACUACAUACUAGGUGUAAAGUGGCAGGAUCCCUAUCGCUUCAAACUAAUCAAUGAAGUGACAAAUCGCACACAGGCUGAGAGUCAGACAUCUAAUGUUUCAUCUUAUGAGCUGUACAGUCAGCCUGGCUUUCAAAUCCCCUACUCUCUCACAAUCGUAGAUACACCUGGAUUUGGGGAUACAAAAGGAAUCACACAUGAUAAACUGAUCACAAAGCAGGUCAAAAGCUUUCUUUGUAGCCCGUUGGGAAUUGAUCACAUUGAUGCAGUUUGCCUAGUUGUCCAGGCUUCUCUUGUCCGCCUGAGUGCCAACCAGAAGUAUAUAUUUGAUUCAGUCUUGUCAAUUUUUGGAAAAGACAUUGCAGAGAACAUAAUUUUUUUGGUGACAUUUGCAGAUGGUAAACACGUCCCAGCUCUAGAAGCCAUCAAAGCAGCAGAUCUGCCCUGUCAAAGGAAAAAGACGGCGUUUAAUGGCUGUGACUUCCUCACUGAAUGGCUAUACAAUAAAAACCCUCGGACAGAGCGAACACCUACAAAUUUUCAUACAAUUCCUUUCGUCCAGAAUUGGCUUCUUGAACAUCCCAGGCCGCACAUCCCAGCUUCUCUACUUCUAACCGAUGAGCAAGCUGCAGUGUUGAUCCAGGCUUUCUGGAGGGGAUAUAAGUUUGGUCGGAGCUGGUUGAACUUGAUGGCAGUGCUGACCAGCAUGUGGAGGCUGGUGUGUCCAUCGAGGUGGUUCCUCCUACACCUCAGAGCAGAGCCCUGA